Messenger RNA from Triticum aestivum (bread wheat), 3001 nucleotides. Its product is annotated as NAC domain-containing protein 77. Bases 1261 to 2829 code for a protein of 522 amino acids. Gene Ontology annotation, molecular function: DNA binding. The record is from RefSeq and is a predicted model, not a curated record. Gene Ontology annotation, biological process: regulation of DNA-templated transcription. NCBI's taxonomy places the organism in Eukaryota, Viridiplantae, Streptophyta, Magnoliopsida, Poales, Poaceae. The transcript has 3 exons.
CAUGCUACAUUUGUACUAGUACAUAAAGUAGCAAACACAUUGGUCCUAACUACCAUGAAAACCAUGCACGUAACGAAAUCAUGCAACAUAGCAUGCCAUAUCCAGCACUAAUCUAGCUAGCAUGACCAUGAACCCUAAGCAUGAACAUCAAACACAGAACAAGCAUCAUGAACAUCAAAGACAACACCAAUAUAGUUGCAUGCCCAUAAACCCUAAGCAUGAACAUCAAACACCCACCAAUCUAGAUAACAUGCACAUGAACACUAAGCACGAACAACAAAGACAACCCCAAUAUGGCUAGCAUCAUGAACAUGAAACACACACCAAUCUAGAUAACAUGCACAUGAGCACUAAGCAUGAACAUCAAACACAACACCUAUCUAGGCCCUGUUUGUUUGGGCUUUUGCUUCUGCUUUCGUAUCUUUUCCACUGUGACAGAAAAGCCAUAGAAGCUCCUAAAUAAGUGCACCCGGAGCGGCUGGCACUGCAUUGGCCUGAUGAGGCCGCCCGAUACAGAGAGGAGGCGGUGCGCGCAGAGCCCGCAUGAGAUCAACCCCGGAGUUCGCCAAGCCGGCAACCCACCGCUCGUGGAUGAGGUUGUUGCCUGCGCUGAUGGGGGUCAGCGGACGACGCGGCGGCGGGCGACUCAUCGGAGGAGAGGAGAGCAACGAGCGAUGAGAGGAGAGUGAGGAAGCGUGGUGUGAAAGGAAGUGGGGCGGUGACACGAGGGAGAGGGGGAGUUAUGAGCUGUCCCGUCCGUCUCCGGUGCUCCCCAAGGCGUGCAGCGAAGAACCAAGCGAAGAACCACGCGUGGUCGCGCUCAGCCUAGCUGUGGAGAAACUGUCGAUUCGGCAGUAGCUCACGGGCCUGACCCGGGACUGCUUUAAGUUUCCGGGUUGAGACGCCUGGUUGGCCCAAUGCGAGCAACCAAACCCGUAUGAUGUCUUUUCUCAAAAAAAAAAAAAACGCGUAUGUCUAAAAAAAAACGGCGUAUGCUAGUCGGAUUCAGAAAGAAGCCGAACCGAGCCAGAUUCAGAAUCGAACAAGCACGCCCGCACGCACGCACGGGGGCGUCCCUCCCUCCCCGCCUUAACCCCAACGGAGCCGGAUUCAAAAUUCGACCCGGAUCUGUUGCCAGCGGACGUGGCCAUAAUAAAGCACGCCCCUAACCGCAGGUCCGGCCGUGCGCGGACGCAGAUCGUUGUUCUCCGGCAACUCCUCGUCGAGUUCCAUCCCUCCCACCAAGGUCGCCGAGUUCCGAUGGCGGGGGCCGCCCGCAAGCACGACAAGGGGAAGAUGCCGAAGGCCGCCGCCGUCGGCGACGACUGGCUGAACCGGCACGGGUUCCCGCACGGCUACCACUUCGUCCCGGACGACGCCGAGCUCCUCCGCCUCCUCGAGGACAUGAUCGCCGGCCGCGCUCUCCCCCACCCUCUCCCCAGCAUCUUCCACGGCGUCAGGAUCCGCAACUACCACCCCGCCGAGCUCCACGAGCUGUACAAGGCGCACAAGGAGGCCGGGUCCAUCUACUUCUACAACCAGAGGGAGUUCUCGGGGAGCGCCAGGGUGCGCCCGGGGCGCACCGCCAAGGACGGCUGGUGGAAGGCCUCGGGCGGCGGCCUGCCCUUGGUGCGCCGCGGCCUGGUCGUCGGCUAUAAGCUCACCUUGGUGUUUUACGAGAAGAGGCCCGGCGACAAGCCUGACCAGAAGACCGACUGGAUCAUCAAAGAGUACACCAUUGCCGGACCCAACAGGAAGGCGUCGGAGAUGGCCCUGUAUCGCCUCUACAACAAGUCGGAAAACAGAUCCAAGGAGAAGAAGAAAAAAGCUAAAGAAGAGAAAGCAACUCAAGAAGAAGAAAACACCUUUGCUUCUACCUGGGCGAAGGAGGAGGAAGAGGAGGAGGAGGAGGCGCCACCAUCACCGCCGUAUCUGCUCGCCGGAGGGACGACCUCGCAGGCGGAGGCCGGUCAGCCACGUGACUAUCAUCACUACUACGACUUGGGUGCCGCGCCGGGGCCAAGCACAAGCUGCUGGGUGCCGCCGGACGCUGGCUACACGGGGCUGACAGACACAGUCUGGACGCCGGACGCCGCAGGGACCUCGCAGGCACAGACCGGCCAACCACAUGACUAUCAGCAGUACACGUUCGGUGCCGCGGCGUCGGCACCUGGCUGGGAUGCGCCGGGGCCAAGCAGCAGCAGCAGCAGCUGGGUGACGCCGGCCGACACAAAAUUCUACUUGCAGCUGCAGCACGCCGGAGGGCCUGCGUACAUCUGGGACGACCAUAAGCUGACGCCUCUGGUGCCGUCAGGACCAGCACCCCCUGCGCAUGACCUGCCGGCGUCGCAGCAGCACUCUGACCACCAAGAAGAAACCGCAGGCCCGUCGAAGACGCAGACCCCGCCACCACCGCCGGCGCCGGCUGCUCAGGGCGGCUACCUGGAUGAUGAGUUCGACGUUUGGUGCAAGGCGCAGCAGGUGGCCGCGAGUCCCGCCUUCCACAUGCCCGGCGGCAUAGAUUCGCAGCAGGUGGCCGCGAGUCCCGCCUUCGACAUGCCCGACGGCAUAGAUACGCAGCAGGUGGCCGCGAGUCCCGCCUUCGACAUGCCCGACGGCAUAGAUCCGCAGCAGGUGCCCGUGAGUCCCCUCCCCAUGCUCGAAGACAUCGAUUUCGCCGCCUUCCUCAAGGAUAUACCGAUGAUGCCUACCGACGAAAACAACGAGCGCCUUUCGUGCACAUUAGAUGAGCUCCUCUUCCCCAGGAUGGAGGGCGACGCGCCGCCACCGAGCCCGCCAACUUCGAUGGGCAACAACAACCAGGUUUAGAGUUAGCAGAAACCAGCAAAGCAGCAACUUCGAUGGCAGCUAGUUGACUUGCAGUGUUUGUUCACAUUUCAUGGUGUUUCAUCACAUUUGGCAGUUUCAUUUGUAUUCAAAUCACCAUACUGUUGUACGUUUUCUUUGUACUGUUCUACGUGAGAAGCAAUUUAUUCUCGGA